Ictidomys tridecemlineatus (thirteen-lined ground squirrel) is the source of this 7940-nucleotide messenger RNA. RefSeq names its product mitochondrial ribosomal protein S18A (gene Mrps18a). Gene Ontology annotation, biological process: mitochondrial translation. Gene Ontology annotation, molecular function: structural constituent of ribosome; small ribosomal subunit rRNA binding. Gene Ontology annotation, cellular component: mitochondrial small ribosomal subunit; ribosome. The record is from RefSeq and is a predicted model, not a curated record. NCBI's taxonomy places the organism in Eukaryota, Metazoa, Chordata, Mammalia, Rodentia, Sciuridae.
GAGAGAGAAAAAGAAGAGUUUAACGAAGAAAUCUUUGGAUUUGUCUUGGAAGAGUUCUCUCUUUAGAUUUCAAAAAGUUUCAGUAGAGUGGCCAGCAAGUUUGAAGAAAUCAAAAAGAUAUUCAAUAAGAAAUGGUAAUAGCAGUGGUGGAGAUCCAAGAAGGGAAGACAACUAUAAUCGAAGGCCGUAUCAUAGAGACUCCCAAGGAGAGUCCGAAUCCCCCCAACCCCUCAGGCCAGUGUCCCAUCUGCCGUUGGAACCUGAAGCACAAGUAUACCUAUGAGGAUGUUCUGCUACUAAGCCAGUUCAUCCGGCCUCAUGGAGGCAUGCUGCCCCGAAAAAUCACAGGCUUAUGCCAGGAAGAACACCGCAAGAUUGAGGAGUGUGUGAAGAUGGCCCACCGAGCAGGUCUGCUCCCAAAUCACAGGCCUCGGCUUCCUGAAGGAUUUGUUCCAAAGAGCAAACCCCAACCCAACCGUUAUCUGACCCGCUGGUCUCCCCACUCCGUCAAGCCCAUCUACAAAAAAGGUGCCCGCUGGAACAAGGUGGGCAUGGCUGUGGGGUCACCACUCCUAAAGGACAACAUCUGCUACUCAAGAACGCCUUUGAAAUUCUAUCAUUGACUGAGACCUAGCCAGAGCACCUCCUGCACAUCUGCUGGGGAGCAGCAGCAGGCCAGCUUGGGAGCCCCCACAGCUGUCCUUCUGCCCUCCACCAUAGGAUGGCCUGGCCAGCCAGCACAAAUGCACAAGGGAUAGUACUUUAGUGCUCUUGCUGCCAGCAACAGUGCUGGGAGCUAGGGGCAGGCAAGCUGGGUCCUUUGGCAGUUGCUGUGAUUUUAUGACUGGCUUGGGUGAUGGUCAGUGCUGGGGCACAGGAGUUUUGCCAGAAGCAAUGUCAUAAACCCGACCACGGACUUACCUUCUGAGUGUGUGCUUGCUGCUUGGGAAGUCUGGGAGCCUGAGCAUGUUACCAUCUGGUUGCUGAGCAUCAAGCCACUAAGCCCUUACAAUGGACCACUGGAGUGCCGCUGGAUGGAGUUCAUGCACUAAGCAGGUUCCAUACUUUUUAUUGACAGCUCUGAGCGCCUUAUUCUGGAGAACGUGAGUUAAGCUGCAUGGCCUACAUGUAGCUCUCACCUGAGUCUAAGGAGCUGCCUUCCUCAGAGGAUUGCUGGUUGUCACCUCCCACGGCCAUGCCACCCAUCAUUAUCUAAUGUCUCCUUUAACACAUUCGAGUUCAUUGCCAUUUGCUUUAGGUAGGUUUCUUGGCUCAGUGGGCCUCUCCUUAGAGAUUGGACACCAAAAGGAGGCAGAAAUAAGGAAAGGCAAGACAAAACAAAUAAGCCAAGCUCAUUCUUUAGACUGAGCUGAAUACCCGGGUUUCUUCCAUCCUACAGCAUGAAGGGCAAGUCUAGGUUCUUCUCACCCGUGCCCACAUAGAUGUAGCCGUAGUUCUUGGUGCGGGGAGCAUGGUAGAAGGUGAGACCUGGCCAGAGCAGGCUGCGCAGAACAACCAAAGCGUUGCCUCUCUCCAUCUGGAUGCUCCAUGACCCUGCUGGCAGAUGGCAGAGGUGAGGCCUGGUUCUGUGGAGGGGACGACAAGUGUGCUUCUCCAUUUCAGCUAUUUCGCGGCUCAUAAAAACCGCUUCUAGAGGGAGGGCUAAGGAAGUGCAGAGUGAAACUCCAACCACUGGGUUCUGUUCCUAUUGGCAAGUCUAGCUACAGGUUGAUCCACAGGCAUAGAGGAGAUGGGAGUGGCAGGGAGAUACCCUCCAGCCUCCUUUCCCUCUAUGUUAGGGGUAAUCACCAGUAACUUUGGCUCUGGUGUGGUUUUGCCCCUGCUUAGAUUUCGUCUCUUCCUCAGUCCCAGAAGCCUCUGUUCUUGAGAGGGACUAAACCAGACCAGGGGCUCAAGUAGAAGUUUGACCACUUCUGACAGCUCAGCUCAGCGCCCUUUCUGACAGCUGGUAGACUGGGAGCAGUCCUUAGUGGAAGGGAGAGGUGGCUGCCGCCAAGGAGCCCCUGUUUAUCCUGGGUUCUGCCUUGGUUUUUGCUUCUCCAGACAGGAGCAGCCCAGCCCAGGGCUGAGUUGUUCAGCCAUGAGGACUUGGCUAGAAGUGCCUGAUCCAGCUCCAGAUCUGAGGGAGGGAGCCGCUGUGUGGGAGGAAGGAGCCUGGGAAAAUCGCCUCUGGAUGCAGAUCUGGGGCUUCUAUUCCCCUGCGCACUGAGGCCUCUCCCGAACCAGCCGCAGCCCUGUUCCAGGGCCUGCCAGAAAGGCAAAUGCUUUGAAGGUUCUGGUGUUGGACCAGCCAGCCGCGCACUGAGCUCCUCUGAAGCCUUCAUCAGCUGCCAGCUCAGCCCGCCUGCUUGGCUCCCACUGCCCUAGCUUCCCACAGCCCACCUCCAACCAUGGCCCACCCUGGUCACUCCACACCCAACAGCCUCACAAUUCAGUCUCCACCUACUGGAGGCCACCCUGCCUCCAAGAGACCUGAUUGCUGGGAACGCUGGACGCCGAUGGCAGAUCAGCUCUGCACUAGGGGUAACUGCCUGCCCAGGUCAAAUAAUAGGCCUCUGAGAACAUAGAGGUCUGUUCCUGGCCCUCUGGGCUCACUCAAGCACUAUGUAGUGGCUGCAAGUGCUACCACCCAUGCAUGGCAUGAUGACGUGGAUGCCCCAGUGUGUGCUGGCUGGCUCUCCCACCCUCAGUGCCUGUCAGAUCUCAUCAAGAAGGAAGUGAAUGUCCCUGUGUUGCCAGGGCUCUGGCUAGAGCACUCCCCUGAGAAGAGGGCAUUUCUCCCGGGUCUAUAACCUGUCUUUGGGCACCUGAGGCUCUGCUCAUCCAGGCCACCCCUCCUCGGAUCUAGAGGCCCUGGCCUGUUGCUUUCCUGGUCACGCAUCUCCAGGAAAUGCUGCCUGGGGAGAUGCAGGUGGCGAUGUCAGAACAGUAUGUUCCCAGGGCGUUGUUUGGCCUUUGGCAAAAAUCACAGCCCGAGAAGGUGCUAUUCCCUGGACUUCGUCACUCCUGCCAGGCAGAGCAUCAUCUGCGGCCAGCUUCUUAUCAAGGCACGGUCCUUCCUGACAUUGGAACCCAUGGCCCCUUUAAAAAAGACAAGACAACUUAUUCCUCCUUGCCCGUACAGGGAGAGUGGCUUGCAGCCUCCCUGGAUCACCUGCCGCCCUAAGAAAAUGAAAUCCUAGAGCCCACCCCCAACCUAGGCCCUCAUCAUUCAGGUAAGGACUGUCUGCACUUGCCCUCAUACCAGCCUGCCUGCCCUAGGCCUCGGUAACCUUGCCUGCACUAGAUAAGGGAAGGGAGUCACAGUGGCUCAGGCCCAUCAGCAGAGUCUCCCACACAGAGAGCAAGGGGAAGCUAGAGAAACAGCACCCCCAGCAGGGCAGGAGGGCAGUGCCAAGCAGGCCGAAGGGUGCUGGCAGAGUUAGUGGCAUGUGAGGGGCUGGCCAGCUUACAGCACUGCCUCCUUCCUCCCUCACAUUCCUGUCACACUCCUGUCUUGUCGUCAUCGCUGGCUCAGCUGGUCACCCAGGAAACGCACAGACUCUCAACGUGCCAGAAGUCACGUAGCAUCUACCUGAGGAGCCAGGCACUUGCUAUCACCUUAACCCACUUCUUAUUUCAUAGACUGAAAAGGCUAGGCCCAGCCAGUUGCUGUCACCCCUUUAGGACUCAGGGAAGCAGCCUGGUAUUUUGGUUUAUAGUCUGGUCUCUUCCCUCCUGCCUGUGGGCAGCCACGCUUCUCCACGCUUUGAGGAUAUGGGUGACAUGAACUGAUAGAUCAAGGAAGGGCCUCCUAUAAGGGGCAGGUGGUCCUCCUGGGUGUCCCAGGCUCGCUCUCACUUUGCUGGAGUGGAGACUCAGGCCAGGGUCUACUUACAAUUACAUUCUCCUACCAAUUAGGAAGAAAGGCAGUAGCGCUCUGAAAUUAAGAUUGAGGGAGAAAAUGGGCCAGGCUGCGGAUCAGGGUUGUCCAGGGGCAGCAGAUAGCUUGAGACCCUCUCCCCAGACUAGCCUCUCCCUCCUGAUCUUGUCACACACCAAAAAAAAUGACCAUGGGUUCCCAGUGGAGGGAGCCAUGACUGCCCCCACUAGUGCCACAAGAUAGACAAACCCCCUAGAGGCCUGGGGACAGAAGAGGAAGAGAAUAUCUCCCCUGAUGUCAACCUCCUGUCUAAUUGAUAGGCAGCAGAGCCAGGGACCCUAGUCCAGAAGGUCAAGUAUGGUCCAGUAUGACUUCCAAGGGACUUGGAUAUGAAGAGCCGCUACACACCCCCCCAGAAGACUGAUCCUGGCACCAUGUUCCCCAUCCCUCUCCAAUACCACUGUCUCACUUGUACACUCCCCAACCAACACGGUAGCUUUCAAAGCCGCUCUCCAGGCAGCAGGACCCUUGCUGCCCUCUGCUGCUCAAGCUGAGCAUAUGCUUCUGAGAGAUGGCUGGUGAAGGAGCCCCGGCCUGCACCUGGCCCUUCCUGCCAUCUGCUCCAGUCCAGAGUGGAGCAAGGACAGGAGCUCCACCCUCCAGCCCUCCUGCUCUGCUCCACUCUCCUCUCUGUCCCCAAGACACCAGUGAUCCCAUUUGUAAGACACCUUCUAGCCUAGGUUUUCCCUUCCCAGACUUUGAUUUGAUCUCCCCAAAUCUCUGUUAUGUAAGGGAGCUAUCUCAUCCUGAGGAAACCAAAAGGGCCUGUCAUGAAGCAGCUGCUCUGUGGCUGUUGGAAAGGUUCAGGAGCAUUGAGUAGCAGAACACUGUCUAGACCCAGUACUCCACCUAUGUCACCUACUGUUCCACCUGUUACUCAGCUACAGCCUAGAGUCAGAGAACUCAGGCACUGCCCUGAAUCUACCAGGAGGAUGGGCACUGCCACCCCAGAAGUAGGCAGUAGCCCCUAAAGCCACCCAGAUCCCAGGGAAUGGCAUGACAGUUCAUAAUAGCACAUUGGCUCCAGGUAACAUCCCUUUUUUAGCCAAGGUUGGCCCAGGGACAAGCUGUUGAACUCCUGGCCUAUCUCCAUUGGCUCAGAGAGUUGGAAUCCAGGGACCUAACCAACCUAAACCACACCUGCUCAGAGGUGACACGUUCCCCUGAACAUUGCCUCAGAUCCAAAAACCAUACACAAUGAUCUGGGCUGGGGCUGUAGCUCAGUGGUACAGCACUUUGCCCAGCGUGUGUGAGGCACUGGGUUUAAUCCUCAAUGCCACAUAAAAAUAAACAAAGGUAAGCUGCUCAUCUACAAUAGUUUAAAAAAAAAACAGUUAUCUUGCCUGGGCAUAGAAUAGCUGCCAAAUCCUACCCUCUAGGCAAGUCUGGUGUCCAGGGAAUACUUUCUUAGGGUUUUGGCCCCACCUAGCAGCCCAGCCCUCUCAGAUGCUGUCUGUCUGGCAGAGGAGUCCCCCAGCAGCUCAUUCUCUUUUGCUGACUGCUAAGGAAUGGAGUCCUCCCCAGUGGAGCUAUCUGCUCUCUCCUGACUAUCCACACCCCCACAUACACACAUGCCCCCCACUAAACCCUCAUGAGAAAAAGCUGGGGUCUGACUUCCUGUAGGUUUUCUGGUCGUAACUCUGGGAGGAAGGGUUAGUAACCUAGAGGCCAAAGGCUGUGGGAGGUUUCCAAAGGUAGAGCCAAGAGUACCCCCCACACACACACCUGCACAGAAGCCAGGACCUCUCAGCUCCUGAGGCCAACACUGAGGACAAAAGAACAUGCUGGAUGGCCUGGGAAGUGGAAUCCUCAGGGAAUCCUGUAGCACUGGGACCCACAAUCAGGGCAGAAUACUGAGAGUCUCUGAAAUAUGCCUAGGCCCUAUGCCUCCCAGAGGCCUGAUAGACUCACUCGCCAAUUGGACACACCAGGGUGGCCUCAGCAGCCUUUAGCACAACUCCCAAAACUCUACAUCUUACUUCCGCUGCUGCAAGGAAAGACAGUGCAGACUGAGCUGAUGGUGUUUCCUUGGAAGACUUUGCUGCCCCCACCGCCCAGUCUGAAUGGCUUUGAUCUUAGAUGUAGAAGCCCUGGUGACCUCCUUGCCCCUCCCACUGGGCAAAGGGAAAGCCCCAUCCUCCCACCCCACACAUCUAGCUGCAAGGAAAGAGGCUACAGAUGGCUUCCCUGAGCCAGGGGUGCGGUUGCCACCCCAGACUAAGGAAAUUAGAAAGAUUUCUAUGGGUCCAUCCUCUGCCCCUGGUGCUGAAUCCCACCACCAGAAUCUCUGGUCCCUUUGUCAACAGGGGGUGUGCAGCACUCUCCAGCUUUGAGCAAAGCUGGGGGCAGAGUUGGAGGAGAUAAGUCUAAGAACUGUGUCUGAUCCUCCAACUCCUAUAGCCCUUCCUCAUCUCCCCCACUGGACUGGGAGCCCCUCCUACUCUUCACUGUGGGACUGGAAGACCUCAAGGGUGCUUAAUUUGGACACCCCCAUGUGGCAGCAGCCAGAAUGGCCACUCCUUGGUGGCAGCUACCCACUCAGGACCACUCCCUGGCCCCUGGGUGCUACAGUGGCCCUGAGACAGCCUCUUGAGGCCUGGCUUGCCUUGUCCCUUCUCUCUCCACCUGUGCUGCAUUAUCAUCACAGACCUGCUUCCAAACCAUCAGCAGCUUCUGUCUUGGCCUUCUGGGUCUUGCUAGGCCUGCCCCAAUUCAUCUCUACUGAUUUUUUGCCACUGAAAAUCAUUAUCAUUAAUACUCAUUUUUAUUUGAGUGUUUCCUGUGUGCUAGGUCCUAUUAUAAGAAUUUUGUAUAGGAGUUACCUCAUUUAAUCCUCAUAACAGCCCAAUGAGAUAGAAAAUAUCUAUUUCUGCAUUUAGAAAUGAGGAAACCAAGGCACAAGGAACUGGAGGAACUUGCCCUAAGGCACACAGCUAGUCAGUGGCAAUUCAAGAUUGCAGCCCCAGUUCUGCCCCCAGAGCUCUUGCCACCCCACUCCUCCCUUAGGUUCAGCCUUGUUGGCUGCUUGUUGCUCCUCAGAAGUGUUUUUCCUAGUGCUAGAAGUAACUAUUGUCCCUUCAUACCCACUGUCACCUGUCACUAUUUGACACCACAGUUAAUGCCAGAGCCUUGGAGUCUACUGCUCAAAUAGUGUGUCCUUGGGGUUAACUCUCAGAACUGCUAUUUCUUCCUCUGUAAAAUGGGGAUAACAGCUCAUAGGCCGGCUGCAAAGAUUAAGAUUAGAUAAGGCAUGGGAAUGGCUGAGCAUCGCACCUGGUCCCAACAAGCAGUUGUCAUUGCUUUUAUGAAUUAGUUAUUGUGACUGUCAUGAUCACCACCAUCAUCAUCAUCAGAUCCCUCUAGUUCUCAGAAAUGCCAACCACAGAAAGAAAAAAAGCACAGUACUAAGUCACUAUGCGUCUGAUCCCCAAAGGCCUACAACCUCACACCCAUCUCAGGUGACAGCAUCAAUAGACGCAUUUUUCUCUGCUGGUAAUGCUUAAAGGAAGGAAAUUGGGUGUCUAUGGCCCUGCCAGAAACCACUGGCCUCUGAAGCUCUAUAUUUUAUGAUUCAAAAGUACCACAUACAGGGAGCUGGGCAUGGUGGCACACAUCUGUAAUCCCAGGGCUCGGGAGGCUGAGGCAGGAGGCUCCCAAGUUCAGAUCCAGCCUUGGAAAUUUAGUGAGGCCCUAAGCAAUUUAGUGAGCAAUUUGUCGGGAGCUGCCCUGGAUGCAAAUGCGCUUAAGUCCUGAAGCACCAGGUUCUGACCAAUUAUUGCCUUCAGUCUGGCAAGGCAAUGCCAGGUAGCAGUAACUUAGGCAUUACCCGGCUCGGAUAAUGAGGCGUGGCUCCAGGUAUAGGUGUCACCAGCAGGGGUUGAGCUACACUCACCUGUUUCUUUGUAAUCCUACCCCUUUGCCCUUUUGGGGAUAGAAUGUUUCAUGGAACCUCUCCUGUGUGUUCCCUAUAUAAGAAUAAAGAAUUCCGGUGGCUCUC